Panicum virgatum (switchgrass) is the source of this 1865-nucleotide messenger RNA. RefSeq names its product rho GTPase-activating protein 2-like. The transcript has 5 exons. The record is from RefSeq and is a predicted model, not a curated record. Gene Ontology annotation, biological process: signal transduction. Lineage: Eukaryota; Viridiplantae; Streptophyta; Magnoliopsida; Poales; Poaceae. Gene Ontology annotation, molecular function: GTPase activator activity. The coding region runs from base 356 to 1642 and encodes 428 amino acids.
CGCUCAGGCGCUCAGCUGCUGCUGGCUUCGAACUUUGUUUGGUUGAUUGGUGCUGGUGACUGAUGUUGAUUUUUUAUGCGAAAAAAUAUUACUAGUUGGAUGCAUGAAGCGAACAGACAGUAGAGAGAGAGGAAAGCCGUUGCUUUAGCUUCGGUUCUCUCCGAGAACUCCUCCCGCGACGCACACAACUGUAGUAGUACACAAGGCGAGAAGCAGCUCCGAUCUCUGUGUGUCGGCGGCGAGAUUUUGGGGGCGUCCGGGGAGAGGGAGGGAACGUGGUGGGGGCGAGGUCCAUGCCCGCCACCUCGGUUGCGGCGUGAGGCGACCGGAGGAGAGGGGGAAGUGAAGGGGGGUGAUGACGGGGGUGGUGGUGGUCUCCAGCGCGGGGUGCAAGGGCGGCGGGCGGAAGCGGAGCUCCGGCGGCGGGGGCGGGGAGGAGGAGCGGCGGCGGCGGCGGGCCGCGGUGCUGGAGCUGCUGCUCGCGGCCGUGCGGCGCUCCGUGGUGGCGUGCCGGGUGGAGCGCGGGGCCGCCGCCGGGGCCGGAGCGGGGUGGGCGGCGGAGGAGGGCGCGCCGGAGGACGCGGCGGCGGCGGCGGAGGAGCUGCGGGAGAUGGAGAUCGGCUGGCCCACGGACGUCCGCCACGUCGCGCACGUCACCUUCGACCGCUUCCACGGCUUCCUCGGCCUCCCCGUCGAGUUCGAGGACGCGAUGCCGUGCCGCGUGCCCAGCGCCAGCGCCAGUGUUUUCGGUGUCUCAGCUGAAUCAAUGCAAUGCACCUAUGAUGGCAAGGGCAAUUCGGUUCCCACUAUAUUGCUGCUCAUGCAAGAGAGGCUGUAUGCCCAGGGGGGCCUAAAGGCCGAGGGGAUAUUUCGCAUUAAUCCAGAGAAUGACCAAGAGGAGCACGUGAGGGACCAGCUAAACAAAGGAGUUGUGCCAGAGGACAUUGAUGUUCACUGUUUGGCCAGCCUGAUUAAGGCAUGGUUCAGGGAGCUUCCAGAAGGUGUGCUCGACGGCCUCUCUCCCGAGCAAGUGCUGCAGUGCAAUUCUGAAGGGGAGUUCCUUGAGCUUGUGACGCUCUUGCGCCCCACUCCGGCAGCACUUCUCAAUUGGGCUGUUGAGCUCAUGUCUGAUGUUGUUGAGGAGGAAGAGCUCAACAAGAUGAAUGCUAGGAACAUAGCCAUGGUAUUUGCGCCCAACAUGACACAGAUGUCAGAUCCAUUGACGGCCCUGAUGCAUGCUGUCCAAGUCAUGAACUUUCUCAAGACAUUGAUCCUGAGGACACUCCGGGAGCGUGAUGAUGCAGCCACUGGAGGGGCGUACACUCCAUACUCCUCUCCAGCGUCAUCCAGCCGGCAUGACGCAGCUGAAUGCUGCUACAAUAGUGAGCAGGACAUGGAUAGGAGCUGUGAGCUGAGCGACAUGCAUAGCCAGAUCAGCAAGUCUGGGAGACAUGCUGAUUACCUCAUGAGGUACAACACCUGUUUUGACAUUGAGCAAGAAAUCGAUGAUCAUCUGAGUGAGGUCGAAGAAGGGUCCCCGCGUAGUCUGGAGCACGAUAUUGAAGCGGACAUACCCGAGGAAAGUGCAAGAGAACAACGUGAAAUGGACUCGCAGGAAGAAGGUUUGGAAUCCAUGGCAUGAUGGGGAAUUAUGUAUUUGCAGCUGGUUGAUCUUGUGAAUUACUGACCAAUGGAUCCAUUUUUCAACAACUGGUUGAAUGUGUAACUGCUGUGGUUCUAAAUGUUUAAUUCAUGAUGGAAGAUCCUGAAUAUGGGUAUACAUGUACGAUGUACCCUUGGGACAAUAUUUGGAAAUGACCAUCAUGUGCAAGUUAAUGCUAACACGAGCCUGUGACUAUAUCUAA